AUGAGGGCUUUCAGAGUGAAGGUGUGCCAGCCGUCCAGGUUUGGGGCAUUAUUGCUGCUGCUGCUGCUGCUGGUGCUGCUCUGUGCUCCUCGAACCUGCGCCCAGGACGACUACUCAGGCUACCACUCAGGGGAUGGACAUGAGUACGAGGGGUCCAUGGUGGACGCCUAUGAAGAGCCCUCUGGGUACCGUCCUACAGAUGAGUACCCCCCAGAGCCCACAGUCGGGUACGAGGAGCAAACCGCUUCGGCCUACGACCCCUAUGACCCCUAUGACUCGUACGCGCCCUCCCCAUCCGUGGUCUCCAUGGUUACGGAGGAUGCAUACCCGUACACCCCCACCACCACUGAGUCCUACGACUACGUCAAGGAGGUUACCACGGUGACCACCCAGGUGCCCUAUUACGAGGAUAUGUUCUCGCAGCCAGAGGGGGGCGCCGCUCUGGGGGAGCAAGAGGGCCCCACUGACUGCGACUGCCUUUCUGGGGAGCCUGGAUUCGCUGGAUUUGCUGGGCCCAAGGGAGCCAGAGGGGAACAGGGCAAACCUGGACUGCCUGGGCUGCAGGGACGCCAGGGCUACAAAGGAUCCAGAGGAGCGCCUGGGAGACGGGGUGACCCCGGCCCUGAGGGUGACCUGGGGCCCGAUGGCGCCGAGGGCCCGUCCGGUUUUUCUGGAGCCCUGGGGGACCCAGGCCUGCCCGGGGACCGGGGGGACACGGGAGACUUGGGUGCGAAGGGUGACGCCGGACUGGAGGGACCGCAGGGCGGCGUCGGCGUCAAAGGCGAGAGAGGUCUAGAGGGGUCCACAGGCCGAGUGGGCACCACCGGUGCUACAGGUGAAAAGGGGUCCAGGGGGCGACCCGGGAAUGAAGGAGUGCAGGGGGGACCUGGAGAGAAGGGCCAGAUUGGGGCCCCUGGGUUCUCAGGGGACAUUGGAGAGCAGGGCUACCUGGGGUUUCCUGGAGUCCCGGGCACCAGAGGAGAGCCAGGUCUGAAGGGUGACCAGGGUGUGAGCGGAGUUCCCGGGAUCGACGGGGAACCAGGCGAGGAUGGUCCAAUAGGUGUCCCAGGGCUGGCCGGUGAACCUGGACCUUUCGGUGUGAAAGGGGACAAAGGGGACCGAGGACCACAGGGGCCCCCCGGGCGACAGGGUGCUCAGGGGACUCCAGGGGAAAGGGGGGACCCUGGUCUGCCUGGGAAACCUGGACCCCAAGGCCUCCAAGGCCCACAGGGAGCCAAGGGAGAAGCGGGAGCUCAGGGUGACAAGGGAGCCAAGGGGAGGCCGGGCAUAAAGGGGGUCCAAGGAGACGAGGGCAGUACUGGCUCCCACGGUGAUAAAGGACAGCGUGGUGAGAGGGGUUCUCCUGGCCCAGAUGGAACCCCGGGACGGGUUGGACCCCCCGGACUGCCAGGACCCCGCGGUGACCCCGGUGCGGCCGGAGACGCUGGCGUUCGAGGGAGAGCGGGACCCAAAGGGCUCCCGGGGUCACCUGGUCCCGGGCUCACGGAUGAGCAGGUGCUGGAGCUUUGCCGAGGGGUGGUGACCGCGCAGAUCUCCCAGUACGCCGCUUCCAUCCGUGCCAAGUGCGUACAGGGCUGUCCCAUCAACAACCGUACCCUCAUUGGGCCCCCGGGGGCCCGAGGCCUGCCUGGGGAUCGAGGGAGACUCGGCGAGCCUGGGAAGGCAGGGUCCAAGGGCGCCAGGGGACCUCGGGGGGUGCCGGGCCUGGAAGGGCAGAAGGGCGUGCAAGGAGACAGAGGACUCAAGGGCAGCAAAGGGCAGCGAGGAGACCCUGGCGAGGGUUUGCCGGGACUUGAUGGAUACCAGGGUCUGAGAGGGCUCCCAGGACACCCUGCAGAGCCGAGGAACGGAGCCGAUGGUCCCCAAGGCCCCCGUGGGCACCCAGGGCCCGUGGGUCAGCCAGGCCUGGUGGGCCCCCUCGGGGUCCCGGGUACGUGUGAGGUCCGGGACUGCGGCAUCCACGCGCCUGUGAUGAGGAAGGAGCAGGGACUGGUGAAGGGGCCCCUGAGCUCCAACAUCUAA
Scleropages formosus (Asian bonytongue) is the source of this 2043-nucleotide messenger RNA. RefSeq names its product collagen alpha-1(XI) chain. Gene Ontology annotation, cellular component: extracellular matrix. The record is from RefSeq and is a predicted model, not a curated record. The transcript has 25 exons. NCBI's taxonomy places the organism in Eukaryota, Metazoa, Chordata, Actinopteri, Osteoglossiformes, Osteoglossidae. Bases 1 to 2043 code for a protein of 680 amino acids.